Maniola jurtina (meadow brown) is the source of this 5107-nucleotide messenger RNA. RefSeq names its product eukaryotic peptide chain release factor GTP-binding subunit ERF3A (gene eRF3). The record is from RefSeq and is a predicted model, not a curated record. The transcript is spliced from 12 exons. Gene Ontology annotation, biological process: translation. Gene Ontology annotation, cellular component: translation release factor complex. Gene Ontology annotation, molecular function: translation release factor activity; GTPase activity; GTP binding. The coding region runs from base 261 to 2075 and encodes 604 amino acids. NCBI's taxonomy places the organism in Eukaryota, Metazoa, Arthropoda, Insecta, Lepidoptera, Nymphalidae.
UGCAGAAAAUUCUUAAAAUUUUAAGGGUUUAAAUCAUUAAAUAAUAUUCCAAAAUCUGCGACUUUUUUUUUACUUAGUGAAAUAGCCUGUAAAUUUAUUUAUAAAUAAAUAUGUACCAUUACUUAGUUGGCAAAUUGCCAUGAACUUCCGGUGCAAGAUAAAGACACACGCGGAUCUAUCGAGAAAAGAACGCGAAUAAUUAUAAAAAUAACUAAAAAGCAAGACUUAUUUAUUAAUUUUACAUUGUCUCGUUUUUAAAAAUGUCCAAUAACGGUGCUCCGGACUCUUGGGAAACUCAAGCAGACGUUAUAGGUGAACAAGGUGCAAAAGAUCCCAAUGAUGUGUCUACAAAAUUUUCCACGUUGAAUGUAAAUGCCGUGGAAUUCGUGCCUUCUUUUUGUAAGUCUUCACCAGGUGAUGACAGCGACUCGCCUACUUCACCUUCACCACAAAAAUCUGAAAGCGGAUCUACAAACUCCGCAGGGAGUCCUGUCUUGAACGGAUGUGGCGAUGGUGGUGAAAGUGGUGAUGGUAGAGCAGCAUCUGCAUCGCCUCGGGUGGAAGAACCGCCUCCCGUGCCACCAGCUGCGGCAGAAGCUGCUCCACUCCCGGUUCCUCCAGAUGUGUCCCCCACAGCAGACAGCUGGGAGGCUGAAGCUGAUGAUGCCCUACUUACUCCGGAAGACAACAAUGAUGCAGAGGAAGAAGAAACAGAUGCACAGGAUGAUGGAGAAAUAGCAAAAAAGAUCCCUAAGAAAAAACCAACCCGAGUGGAGGAUACACGCAGCAAGAAAGAACAUGUAAAUGUUGUAUUCAUUGGCCAUGUUGAUGCUGGGAAAUCUACAAUUGGUGGGCAAAUUAUGUCACUGACAGGAAUGGUAGACAAGAGAACUUUAGAGAAGUAUGAACGAGAGGCCAGAGAGAAAUCAAGAGAAUCAUGGUAUCUUUCCUGGGCUCUUGACACCAAUCAAGAAGAGCGAGACAAGGGAAAAACUGUGGAAGUUGGAAGAGCAUAUUUUGAGACUGAUAAGAAGCAUUUUACGAUCCUGGAUGCUCCCGGGCACAAGAGUUUCGUACCUAACAUGAUUGGCGGCGCGGCGCAGGCUGAUCUAGCUGUACUUGUGAUAUCUGCAAGGAAAGGUGAAUUUGAAACAGGAUUCGACCGAGGCGGACAGACCCGUGAGCAUGCCAUGUUAGCUAAGACCGCAGGUGUGAAGCAUUUAGUUGCGCUUGUUAACAAAAUGGAUGAUCCCACAGUCAAUUGGGAUGAAAAGAGGUACAAUGAAUGUCGAGACAAAAUCCUUCCAUACCUUAAAAAGCUUGGCUUCAAUACGGCUAAAGACUUAUCUUUCUUGCCUGUAUCCGGACAAACUGGACAAGGUUUACUGGAAAGAGUAACUGAGGAAAUUUGUCCCUGGUACCGUGGUCCAUCGUUUAUUCAACUGAUCGACGAACUGCCGUCCCUCAACCGCAAGAUGGACGGUCCGUUCAUAAUGCCCGUCGUGGACAAGUACAAGGACAUGGGCACAGUGCUCAUGGGCAAGGUGGAGGCGGGCACCACGCGCAAAGGCAGUACUCUGGUCCUAAUGCCUAAUCGGGUCCAAGUGACAGUAGAUCAAUUAUGGUCAGAUGACAUUGAGGUGACCUCAAUUGGCCCAGGCGAAAAUGUGAAAGUUAAACUCAAAGGAAUUGAAGAAGAGGAUGUCUCUCCUGGCUUCGUCCUCUGUGACACGGCCGAUCCAAUCAGAACUGGCAGGAUAUUUGAUGCCCAAGUGGUCAUAUUGGAACACAAGUCCAUCAUUUGCGCGGGCUACUCCGCCGUUAUGCACAUACAUUGCGCCGCUGAAGAAGUUACUGUUAAGGCGUUAAUCUGUUUGGUAGACAAAAAGACUGGAGACAAAUCUAAGACGCGGCCGCGGUUCGUGAAGCAAGACCAAGUGGCCAUAAUGAGGAUAGAGUGCGCGGGUGUUAUCUGCCUCGAACCUUUCAAGAACUUUGCUCAAAUGGGCAGGUUCACAUUAAGAGAUGAAAAUAAAACAAUCGCGAUCGGCAAAGUCCUGAAGGUGAUCGAGUAAAUUUGGCACUAUGACUCGUAUUUUAGUUAGGAUAGGCCUUUCCAAAACCUGUAUCAUCGGAGAAUGCAUAUAAUAUGUAAUUCUGAAUUUUGGGAUCUUAUGUGAGAGCUCGAGUGUGUCGCUUCAUCAUCGGUGUUUGUUGAAUUAUAGAGAAGCUAGUCCUCGCGGAAUAUUACUGAUCACAGCCACUGCCAUUGAGCAAAAUUAUACUUUUACACCAAACGGACAAGGCAAAUGUUUCUUGUGAAUGAAAUGCAUAGUAUUAUACAAUUAUUUAAUUAUAUUUAUGCUGCUUUAAACUAAUCUUGUUAUGGUCUUAAAUCGCCUAAAUCGUGACUAUAAAUGAGUUUGUUAUGCCUGUUUUACAAAUCUAUUUUCCCUAAGGCCAAAUGUCCACUUGCAAGUUUCCUUAUAGAAGUCAAAUGUCGCUAGUUCUGCUGUACAUAAUCUCUAAACUGACAGGUCUAAAUCUAGUGCUGUCCUUUUCCAUAGAUAAUAUUAUCAAAAAGAUAGCAAUAGAUGUAGACAUGUCAUUUUAGUUUUAGAGAUAGUGUACAACAGAAUUAGCCACAAUGUCAUUGUCAUGUCAAUUUCUGUGAGUUUAUUGCAAAGUUGAAAGUUGGCGAAGUUACAGUGUGAAAGCUGCUGACUUCUGCAAGAAUUUGCAUUAGUUACUUGUCAGUGAACACUUGGUCUGAGAAAUAAUAGGCAGGCAUUUUAGUAGAGAAAAAUAACUAAAUACUUUUAUUAUUCAUUUCAUUCAUAAGAAUCUUACUAUCGUCUCUGAGACUUGCAAUAAAUUAAUGCUUUUUCUUUUAAGUAUAGAAACAAGUUACGCUAGCAACGUUGAAUACUGUCUUGCGUUAUUUAUUAAUCAGCUGAUAUUGACAAUACCCAUUGUAUUUUCUGUUAUAUUUUAGUUGUGAGCUCAAAUCAUGUUUCUGACUUGUUUGAUUUGUACAAUUACCAAUUUGCUUAUGAAUAUGUACAAAUGAGAUCUUACAUAAUGUAAUAAUUUGCUGCACUUUAUGAACAUACAUAUAUAACUUUUAAAGAAAUAGUUGUGCUCUUACCAACUGAAUUUCUGUUUAGCAUAAUUUAAUAUUUAUUUGUUUAAAUUAAAUUUUAUUAUGAAACUACUUUUUUUUAAUAAAAAUAUAUUUUGUUUAAAAUAAAGUGAUAAUUUAAAGCGACAAACCAUGAUAAAUAACAGGUUGAGCGUUGCUACCGCGUAGACAAAUUUUUUCCUCAAUUUUACGAAAUAUACAAAUUUAUUUAUUUGAAAAAUAUAUUUUAACUAGAUGAUGCCCGCGACUUCGUCCGCGCGGAUAUGUUUUAAAAAUCCGUAGGGUAUUCUGGGCGCUAUCUCUGUAGAAAGUAGAUGAUAUCUGCAACAUUAUUCAUGUGGAUUUAGGUUCAUUAAAAAUCCUGUGGGAACUCCUUAACUUUCCGGGAUAAAAAUUAGCCUUUGUGCAUCUUCAGGAUGCAAACUACAGAGUAGAUGAUGCGCACUACUUAUCCACGUGGAUUUUUAUGGUGGUUAGUUAGUGUGAACUCUGACCUUCCCCUGAUGCGAGCUAUCUCUGUACGAAAUUUCAUCAAAAUCUGUUUAACGGAUCACGGAUAGCAGAGACUACGACAGACAGAGAGACACUUUCGCAUUUAUAGUAUUAGUAUGGAAUGAAUAUUUCGUGAGUAAGUGUCAAUAGUAGGUGUUCUAUGUGCUCUUAUUUCAUGACACUGCAUAACUCCGCAAUGAUGUUUAACAUAAAUUAAUAUUUUUGUACAUUUGCACAUUACAAUGUAAUAUAACUUGUAGCUUGAUAGGUGGGUGGGUUUUGGAGUGUAUCCGAGCCAUGAUUUUCCAGGAAGUUAAUGAGGGCAAAAGAUUUAUGUUUGUUUAAUAAUGAAUCAGUGAAUGUGAUGCAAAUGGAAUGGGGUAAGCGUUUCUAAAGUCUUGGUAGCAUGAAAUAAUAGAGCACUAUGAAACAUUGAAUGCCCCGAUACAAUGACGGGAAAAGUGGAUGAAGCUCUCAUGUACUGUUGGGAUGAUCAUCACAUAGUGUAUCACAGAUAAUGAGUUUUGCAUAACCAUAUUUAUUUUGUGGCUGUAAUGUAAUUAAUAAGUAAUAAUAAUAACUAUACAACAGGAGCUGUGCUCAUUGAAUGAUAUGGCAUAUUGUAAUGAUCAUCCUGAACGAAUAGUGAAACCUAUAUUUUCACAUAUUAUAAUGAAUUAUUAGUAAUUAUAUUACUGGCCCAAUACUUUUAAUGCAAGAUUGUUUUAUUUCAAAUAAUUUCAUCAGCGUUUUACUGAAUAAAUAUUUGUGUAGAUCCAACUCAUAACAAUUAUGUAUGUUUAUAAUAUUGAUUAUAUUACUUGCAAUAUUGUUUAUAAAAUUAUGAUAAUAUGUAAUAAAUUAUUGCUCUGAUUAACGACCAAUACACUGGCAAAGCUCUAAGGUGUUUCUGUUUCGGCUUACACAUCCAUUGCUUUCAAAUCGAGACACGUGAAAUACAUAAAGGUUGAAUUAGAAACGACCAGUUGACACCGCUGUAGCCAAUUUAUGAAAUUAGUUAAUCGUCAUUUUAAAGUUAACAUGAGAACACAAAUUACUUGCAUGAAACAAGACACAAUGGCUUAAGUACUGUAUGGAAAUAAAUUUAACAUCGACUCAUCUUGCGACGUUAUGAAUAAAUAAUUAUUAUGAUGGAGUAUAAAAUAUCUGCUUAUUAAUAUAAUCAGUUUUCUAACGACCGAGGCGGAAUUAUGUUAUUGUCAAUAUUUUGUGUAUAUCAGUGGACAAAACGUGAGACGAACGCAGCUCCCCACCUCGGUUCACCUCGUGCAGUAGUUUGUGACGCUUGUAGUGGGAGUAGGACGCGGCGCGACGGCCGCGUCGUAGUGCCUUUCAGUUCCCGCGCGGGGCCGCGUCCGUCUCGCGCGCCUCACCGCCGCACGACAACUUUCCGGUUGUCGACAAGUAUAUUAUUUUGUUUAAAAUAAAAUAAAAUUUUAUUAUAAAUACGGU